This is a messenger RNA of Lutzomyia longipalpis, 7850 nucleotides long. It is a transcript of the gene EndoA, whose product is annotated as endophilin-A. The transcript is spliced from 11 exons. Gene Ontology annotation, cellular component: cytoplasm. The coding region runs from base 403 to 1947 and encodes 514 amino acids. NCBI's taxonomy places the organism in Eukaryota, Metazoa, Arthropoda, Insecta, Diptera, Psychodidae. The record is from RefSeq and is a predicted model, not a curated record. Gene Ontology annotation, molecular function: protein binding.
GAAAUUUAUGUCGGCGCACGUCAAAGAUGAGAUUGUUGUGCUCGCGUUUUCCCCGUAUCGAAGUUGUGGCUGAAAAUUUGGAUUAAAUCGUUCGGUUGUGUUGGAAAAAAGUUGUGCAAUCGCCACCCCAAAUUGUGUGGAUACAGUGAUUAUUGGAUUUAUUGCUGGAGACAAGACAGACUGCGGCACCACAAGUGUGUCAUCCAACAAGGCAACAAAGAUACUCAAGGAAUCAACGCACAAAAAAAAACUCUUCGGUUGGAGAGAAAUUGAGAAAGUUCCAAAGAAGGGGAGGCUAAAAAAAAAGGGUAAAGUGUCUGUGAGUCACAGCGGGUGGUGACGUGGAGAACAAUUUCUGCAGAAUCUUUUUGAAGGCGUACGAUUGAGAGCGAUAAUAAAAAAAUGGCUUUCGCAGGACUUAAGAAACAAAUUAACAAGGCAAAUCAGUAUGUGACGGAGAAGAUGGGAGGUGCCGAGGGCACAAAGCUAGAUCUGGACUUUAUGGACAUGGAGAGGAAAACGGAUGUAACGGUGGAGUUGGUGGAAGAGUUGCAGACGAAAACGAAGGAGUUUCUGCAGCCCAAUCCGACGGCACGGGCCAAAAUGGCAGCGGUAAAAGGAAUCUCUAAAUUAUCAGGUCAAGCAAAAAGUAAUACUUAUCCACAGCCCGAGGGACUCCUGGCCGACUGUAUGCUCCUGUAUGGGAAGAAGUUGGGCGAAGACAGCAUUUUUGCUCAAGCACUCAUUGAAAUGGGUGAGUCGCUAAAACAGAUGGCCGAUGUUAAAUAUUCCCUCGAUGAUAACAUCAAGCAAAACUUCCUGGAGCCACUGCAUCAUCUUCAGACGAAGGAUCUCAAGGAAGUCAUGCAUCAUCGCAAAAAAUUGCAAGGACGGAGAUUGGAUUACGAUUGCAAGAGACGACGACAGGCUAAAGGUUCUCACAUUACAGACGAUGAGAUUCGAAGUGCUGAAGAGAAAUUCGCCGAAUCAUUACAUUUAGCCCAAAUGGGAAUGUUCAAUUUAUUAGAGAAUGAUGUGGAACAAGUGAGUCAACUCGUGACAUUCUCCGAAGGAUUGCUGGAUUAUCACCAACAGUGUACUGAGGUGCUAAAAUGUCUCGUUGAAACACUCCAGGCAAAGCGAGAGGAAGCUGAAUGUCGCCCAAAGACGGAAUUUGUGCCGAAAACAUUGGCAGAUUUGAACAUUGAAGGACUCUCAAUGGAUGGCUUGAACGGUGGGCGUCAUUUACAAAAUUCCCAUCCUGAGCUAUCUUCCUCGUCCCGAAAUCAAAAUAUGUACAGUUCACAGCAAAAUCUCUCUACGAGUCGAUCUGCUGGUGGAUCAGCUGGUGGUGCUCUCGGCGGUAGUACAGAUGGUGGUAAUUUUACAAGGAGUAAAAUGUAUGGGUCACAACAGAGUUUAUCCUCGAAGCGUCAAUCAAAUGGGCAAAAUGGGCAAACAAAUGCCAGCAGGAGUAGCAGUAGCUUCAACAGUCACACGAAGAAUCCGUACUAUGUGUCAGGUGUUGCGGAUCAAUGGCUAAAUGCGUGGGAUUUGCCAGCACCACCGCAACCUGCUCCAGCUGCCAGGAGCACUGCCAGCCGAAGGAAUCCCACCAGCAGAUCAAUUUCCACUUCCUCAAACCCCUCCUCCGUCAUCACGCACAAUUCCAACUUCAACAACGAUCCCUGGUCAGCAUCGCCACUUCCAUCACCGAUGCGAUCACCGGCAAAAGCUCCAGCACAACCACAGCGUCCCAAUGGACCGUGUUGUUCUGCUCUGUACGAUUUUGAGCCAGAAAAUCCAGGAGAAUUGGGAUUCAAGGAAAAUGAUAUAAUUCAACUAAUAAAUCGAGUUGAUGAAAAUUGGUAUGAGGGCAGUGUAAAUGGACGAACCGGGUAUUUCCCGCAAUCAUACGUUCAAGUUGUUGUUCCAUUGCCAAACUAAGAAAAGAAGAAAAACUUGGACUUGGGAUGCGAAGGAGCACCCGAAUUCCCAGAAAGCGGAAGCACACGGAAUGCAAGGAAGCAGGUGAAAAAAAACAUCAGUCUACCUUCUUUUUAAUUUAUCUUUACCUACAUUUUAAGACAGAAUGAAGUACUUUCCACGUAAUUUUACCUUUUUUUUGAGGAGAUGAAAAAUUCGUAAAUACUGCGAAAAAUUUAAUGACAAGAAUUUUCUUUAUUACACAAGUUUGCGAAGAAAUAAGAAGGAAAGGUCAUGAAAAAUACGUUCAAGAGGUGAAAAAAUUCCACAGGGAUGAAAUGUUAGUUUUGAAAAGAUUUUACACACUCGAAGAAGAAAAAUCUUUACUAGUCGAAAUUAUUGUUGGGACAGCAUAGGAUGGAUUAACGGGGGAGAUUCAAUUCUAUUGUAAUUAUAAGAAAUGUUGAUAAAAAGGAUUUUUUUAAUUAAUAUAAAAUUAAAAUAAAAUUCAAUACGAGACAUUCUUCUGUAGAGAUUGAAGAUUUCUAUUUUUUAAAGUUUGUUUUUAACAAUUUAUUUCGUGUCAUAAGAUAUUGUCUCGAAACUUUAAACUGUUGAAUUUAGUUGAAAAUAUUUUUUUGUACACAAUCGUAUUAUUUGUACAUAGCAAGAGGAAUUUCUUUUAAUCAUUGCAAAGUUUAUAUUGACUUGUAAAUAAAAUGUGGAAGGAUUUAGUAUGAGAAACUUUAAGAGAGUGAAUAUUCCGAAGUAAAGAUAUUGGAAAGUUGAAGGAAUCGUUGACAAAAAAAAAUGGAGAUUUGUGCCAUUUGAAACCCCUCUAGAGAGCGACGUGUGUGUGUUAUAACUCCAUUGAAAGUGGAAUUUUUUUUUAAAGAUUUUUCUUUAUUAAGUAUAAUAUUUUUAAGACGAAGAAAUAGAACUUUUUGCUCCUUUUUUUCAAGUAAAUUUAAUUAUACUAAAUUGAAGGAAAAAAAUAUUAAAAUUAUAGUAAUUUUGAGAUUUCUUCACGUUAAUUGCAAAGAUAUAUUACGAUGAAGUAUAAAAUAAAGAGAAAAUUUGUUAUUGUGUAAACUAUAAAAAAAAGUAAUUUAGAUAGGGUUUAUUAAUAUUGUCAGAUGAAAAAUGAAUAAAAUAAAAUAUUUAUUGCAUUUCACAGAGAAGGAAAAGUGGUCGGUAAAUAGUUUGAUAGAAGUUAGUAAUGCGGAAAAAAUGCGAAAGAUUUGCUAAAAGUAGAAAAAUAAGACAGCGGCACAGAGUGGGGCCAUUGAAGUACAUAAUACAGAACAGAUAAAUAUUUAUUAUUAAUUAUCUGGCAAAAAAAUCUUUUUUUUUUGUUUCAAAAUUGACAGUUUUAAGCAAUUUCUAAAUCAGGCUUAAAGGAAAAUUAAAAAAAAAGUUUUUUUUUGGUUCUCUGGGGUAAUUGUAAUGGAAAAAAUUCAAUAUAUUUCCAAAAAUUAGUUUUUGAGUCAUUAAUAAAGUCUCUGAGCAGAAUUGAAAGCAAAAUAAAACAUUUUUUCUUCGUUUUACAAACUAUAAUUAAAAAGAAUAUAAUUGACGUUUUCUCUGCCAGUUUGACUCGUCUGGAGGCCUUCAGGGUUCCGGAAGAGUUAUUUGUUUGAAAAAAAAAAAAAAAACAUUAAAAUGAGUUUUUUUAAUCAAUAAAAAAUGAUAAUUAUUUAUUAAAAACUAAUAACUUUAAUUAAAAACAUUUAUAUACUUUCAAAGGAUGUCUUGAUGCAAAAAGCAAUUUUUUCUAAUGCUGAUAACUAACUAGCAGAGGCUGAAAGAGACUCAAAUGGCCUAGAAAAAAAUAAAUUGACGAAAUAUAAAAAAAUGAAAAAAAAAAAAGAUUUUAAAGAAAACUUCUAUACUAUUUUUUUUAAUUCCAAUAAUAAAUCCCGAUUUCAUUGCAGUUCAUUCGCUCCACUCUGUAUAGACAUGCAAAGUUUUGAAUGAUUUUUUUAACCUUUAAAAUUGUUUUUAAAUAUAAUUUUUUAAUUGAACCAAAAAUAAUUUAGAACGUUUUUCAAUGAAAGACCUUCGUCGAAAGCAAAUAAAGAAUACGGAAAGCAAUUUAUUUACUCGAUUUUGAGAAAUUUAAAAAAUAUUUUUCAACAAAAAAAUAUUGAAAAAUAAAUUCCUUCUUUUAUUAUUGAAUUUGAAAGAAAUUAAUAAAAUUCCCCUCCCUCCAUUUUAUUAUGAAACUCUUUUAAACAACAAAACAAAAAUAUUACACUUUAAAAUUUCGAUUUAAUAAAUAAUUAAAAGAAAAUCUAUUAAAAAAAAUCAUAAAAAUGCUAUUUAAUGAACUUUUCGUGAGAUGAAACCAUUGAGAAACAUGGAAGAUGAAAAAAAAUGUAAAGAAAUUACCGAUUUAUUGAUACAAAAAACAAAAAAUAUUCUUAACACGCGCUAUUCUAUAUUUAUCUCUUAUUAACAUGAUGAGAAAAAAGGCAUAAAAAAUUAUGAUAUAGAUGUUGUAUUUGAUGACUUAAAGUUGUAUUUAUCAAAUGAAAAAAAAAUAUUGCGAUGAUGCUCUUUGUAAAAGAAUUAGAGAGAAGAGAAGAACGACAGGAAGAAGCUAUAUACUUAUAUACGUUUUGCGUGGGAAGUGGGUGAAAGGCAAUGAGAAUGUAGAUUAAAAAUCUAUGUGAAAUUUGCUGAUAAAAAGGAGAGAAAAAAUGCGCGAGAAUGUCAAUUAAAAAAGAGAAUUGAUAGUGAAACUAAUGAUGUGAAAAAAUGUGGUUUCCCCCUUAAGAAAAAAAAAGCAUUUUUACUCCACUUUUUCUAUCCCCCAUUUUCACUAUCAGGAAGCUCCUUUAAAAAAUUGAUAUGCGGUCAGUUUCUCGAUGCAGAAAGCCAUGAAAGAUUGAAAGGAAAAAAAAUAUUAGAAUGAUGGGAAGAAUAAAAAAAUGCGAAAUAUGCAAAUAGCGGCAAGAAGAAAGAAACAACAAAAUGACAAUACCUAGAAAUAAUUUAAUGAACAAAAAAAUUAUUAUGAAAAUGAGAAAAAAAAAUUAUAAUGAAAGUUAUUGAAUUUAUCUUAAAAAAAACAAAACACUAAAAAUUAAACGGAAAAAAUAUUAAAAAAUCAGAAAACUUACGCCCGGAAUUCUUUAUUCAAUAAAAUCUAACUUUUUGUGAAUUAUAGAGACUGCUAAGGAAGCUCCUAAUUUUUUUGUCAAGUUUGUUAAAUAAGAAAACGCAUGCGAAAGUAGAAAUGUACGGGUAAGCUGACCAAGCUUACGGGAGCUGUGUUUCUUUCAGUGUACCAAUUUUGUGAGAGCAAACUAGAACGCAAAUUAAUUUAAAUACGCGCAAAGUCGGGAAAAGUUGAAAAGUCAUACCCUAAGAAAUCUUUAGAAGGCCAUAUCUCGAGAACGGCUCCAUAGAUUUUCGAGUUUGAGCUAUCGUUGGAAAGGUCUUAACCUCAACUAUAAUAUAUUAAAAUAUGAAGUAAAUCGAUAAUGGCAUUUUCGAAAUAUUCGAGUUCGAAAUUUUCGAAAAUAUUGAUUUUGACUUUAGCGCCUCUCGCGGUCAUUUCUCGAACUUGCAAUGUUCUAGCCAUUUGUAGGGCUUCACGAAACUUUUCAUUUGCACUUGAGUUGAUCAAAAUCGGACUUGUAGAACCCGAGAUAUGACAUGCCAACUUUGGAAGGCUAUAUCUCGAGAACGGCGACAUAGAUUUUCUUCAUUUUUGGCAUGGAGCUAGAUAAUAUGGUCAGCUAUAACAUAUCAAAAAAUGAAGCAAAUCGAUAAUGGCGUUUUCGAGAUAUUCAUCGAAAACUCAUCGAAAAUUUUGUUUUUGAUUUUUGGCCCCCUAGCGGUCACUUUUGAAACUUCGUAUGUUCUAGAGAGUUGUAGGGUUUGUUGAGAGCUUUCAUUUGAGCCUGGGUUGAUCAAAAUCGGUCAAGCCGUUUUCGAGUUAUGGUCGAUUUUCGAUGAAAAAUUGUGGCGGCUAUAUUGACUAAACGGCUUGACCGAUUUUCGAAAAUGAGGUAUCGUUGGAAAGCUCUUGAUGGUCCCUACAACAUAUCAAAAUUUCAGCCCUCUAGCUAUAAUAGCGGCUGAGAUAUAGCGAAAACAAAAUUUUGAGGUUAUCCAAAAUGGCGGACGGAGGGGUGGGGUGGUGGAUUUGACUUCAUAAUCGGAUUUCUUCAGGUCGAUAUUUAAACUUUGCCGUUUACCGCAAGUCUCUAUCUAUCACCGUUCUCUUGCAAUUUAAGUUUAUAAUCCGGACGGCCGGCCGGAAAAAAACUUAUUUUUGGCGCAUACGUUUUUUGGAAUGUGGGGACCCUAAUUCGUGCUCAUACCAAGUUUGAGCCCGAUCUGACGACUUUCGAUUUUGCUCGGUACACAAAAGCUGUGUCUGAAAGAAACACAGCUAAAAUAAUUAAUAGACUUAGGGGCGGCUUUAGUUACUCUUUUUACUGAUUUUCUAAUAUUGUAUUAACUCAAUACGCAUGUUUUUACUUAUUCUUUUUGAUAUUAUUUCUUUUCUAAAUUUUCAAAAUAACAUUAUUUAUUUAUUAAAUUUAAUAAAAAAAAAACAUUCGAAAAAUUGAAAAUCUUCAUAAUUUUCCUGGUUUUGAUAUUAAUUAGUUUUCUUUGCGUUGAGUCUCAUUGUUUUAUCCUAAUUUUUCGAUAUAUGUUUUAGUAUCAAACAUUUUUCUUUUUACGAAUCUUUAUUUUAUGUUUUCACUAUUUUCUCGUUUUUUUCACCGUUUUCUUGCUUUUUGGAAUUUUUCUACGUUGUUUCUAAGUUUUUAGCUGUGUGGGUGGAUAUCAAAGUAACGUCUGGCUCCUAACAUUGAAAAGAAGAAGUUUCUUAAUUAUUCAGAAACUUUUUUUUCACAAUUUUUUUGAUUUUAUUUUGCUUUCUUUCGUUUAAUUUUCAUAUUGCAAUUCUUUUGUUGUUCAUUAAUUUCAAAUUUGAAAUUUUCAAAGUUUAAAAGGCCUAACAUGACUACUCAUUGAAAGGAAAAUUAUGUUUAUUUUUUUUUAAAUUUAAUUUAUUUAGUCUCUCAAUUCAGAAGUUAGUCACAAAAAUUUGAUUAUUGAAUAAAAAAUUCCCCUCAACAUUAAACAAAACACUCAAAUACUUAACCCCCUUUUAAAAACCAAUUCCUCACUCUUCUUUUACACCACAGAAAAACAAAAAAUAAAAUAAACAAUUUACUUUCUUGUAAGAUGAGCGCUAGAAGAGCAAGGAAACAAAUAUAUUAAAUAGAGACAAAGAAUAUUAUAAUGAAGAGAAAAAAAUCACCUAAAUAUUGCCAUUUUAGACACUUUAAAUGUGUUUCUUCGUUAUAAAAAAAAAUAUAACAUUAACAAAAAAACUUUUAAAGGCAUUAUGCAAAAAAACCCGAGAUUAUUGCGAGAGUGAAAGAAUAAUUAAUUCUAUUGUUGCAACAACAUAAAAAAAAAUCUUCUGCAUGUGUCCAUGUGAAAAAAAAAACAAUUAAAGAGAUGUUAAAAAAUAUAUUGAAAAAAAAAAUAUUCCCACCCUUCUUAAAUUUAUAAUAUAAAAUAAGAGAAAUAAUGAAGAAAAAAAUCCAUAACGGUGUUCCUUCUUUUUUUCUUUCUAAAAAAUUCAGCAAAAAAAACUCCAAUUCUCUAAAAUUCAUAUUGUAAACUAAACUCUCCCUCUUUCUUUUCUAAUUGAGCCAUUUUUUUAAUGAAAUAGAAAAGGAGAUGAUAAGAAAAAAAUGGAUUAAAGAAAACAAAAUAGUCUGAUGCUGAAGAUGAGAAUGCAGAAACAAAAUAUGUUGAAUUUGAUGCGUUUAAUGAUGAUAAAAAAUACUGUAACUUCUAUUAAUUAGUUGGACUUUAUUGAAAAGAAAAAAUCUACAUGUAAAGAAAAUAAUUAUAAGUAUAAAGAAAAUAUAGAAAAAAAAUCUUGA